GAACUUGCUGACUGCGCGGCCGGGAGGAGCCGAGCCGGGCGGCGGCAGCGGGAGGCCACAGUGCGCGGGGGUCCCCCGCGUCCCCUACGCCUCGCCGGGAGCUCGCGCCCUCGCCCAGCCGAGCUCCCACCCCCCCCCUUUUUUCCGAAGGCGCUGGGCGGCGCCACCCUCCGGCCGGAGCCCGGCACUGCACAACCCCCUCCGACUUUCAAUGUUCCACACUCCCCGGCCAGAGCCUCCUCGGCUUCUUUUUUUCCCUCCCCCCCCUUUCCCCCCCCCAGCUGCCUCCAUUUCCUUAAGGAAGGGUUUUUUUCUCUCUCCCUCCCCCACAUCGUAGCGGCGCGCGAGCGGGCCGGGCGGGCGGCCGAGUUUUCCAAGAAAUAACUUCACCAAGAUGUCCAGUGAUCGGCAAAGGUCCGAUGAUGAGAGCCCCAGCACCAGCAGUGGUAGUUCAGAUGCGGACCAGCGAGACCCAGCCGCUCCAGAGCCUGAAGAACAAGAAGAAAGAAAACCUUCUGCCACCCAGCAGAAGAAAAACACCAAACUCUCUAGCAAAACCACUGCUAAGUUAUCCACUAGUGCUAAAAGAAUUCAGAAGGAGCUAGCUGAAAUAACCCUUGAUCCUCCUCCUAACUGCAGUGCUGGGCCUAAAGGAGAUAACAUUUAUGAAUGGAGAUCGACUAUACUUGGUCCACCAGGUUCUGUAUAUGAAGGUGGUGUGUUUUUUCUGGAUAUCACAUUUUCAUCUGAUUAUCCAUUUAAGCCACCAAAGGUUACUUUCCGCACCAGAAUCUAUCACUGCAACAUCAAUAGUCAGGGAGUCAUCUGCCUGGACAUCCUUAAAGACAACUGGAGUCCUGCUUUGACUAUUUCAAAGGUUUUGCUGUCAAUUUGUUCUCUUUUGACAGACUGCAACCCUGAUUGGAGUUUACUCUUAAUUGCCAAGAAGGACAUAACUUCCAGAAUUCAUCCUCUUCAAACUUUCCUGUUCACUGGGAUAACGAAGCCAUUUAACAGUGGUGUCAAGAAGCCUCAUCCAGUGGUUGAAGCUUGGUAGAAAACAAGGAAGCAGGCAGGUGUGGAUCCAGUAGACCAGCUGCACUCUGACCUUCCCACUUUCACUAAAGGGAGUGGGGAAGUGGGGAGGCAGAAUUUAAAUUAAAUCGGUACUGAAGCAGAUCUGAUGUGACUGUGACAAUCUUCCAGUGAAUAUUUGUUUAUCUUAAUUUAAAUAGUCACGUGUUAAAAAUGUGAGUGUCAGAUUUACUUCCCCCCAAGGCCACUCAGCUAUGCUUCUCGUAGUCUUUGGAAGGGAUGAAGAGGAAACACAGAGCCACACUUUAAUGAUGGUGCUAGACGUUUGUGAAAGCUAAGUGUAAUCGUAGAAACAUUUUAUUUUAUAUUUUUAUUCCAGAGUAAAUGCAGUGUACUACGGGAGCAGGUUUAGAUAAAUGUUUCGUGAUAUGCCAAAAAGGUUACACAUACAUUUGCUUAAAGAAACUCUCCCUCUGGAUUUAAUAAAAUUCUAGCCACAAAGAGGUACAAAAUUUAACUCACGGGAUGUAAUGAAAAACCUAGAAAACUUACUUCCCACACAUUUUCCUUCCCUUCCCUCC
This is a messenger RNA of Lagenorhynchus albirostris (white-beaked dolphin), 1616 nucleotides long. It is a transcript of the gene UBE2E3, whose product is annotated as ubiquitin conjugating enzyme E2 E3. Gene Ontology annotation, cellular component: nucleus. Gene Ontology annotation, biological process: protein polyubiquitination. The transcript is spliced from 7 exons. Gene Ontology annotation, molecular function: ubiquitin conjugating enzyme activity. The record is from RefSeq and is a predicted model, not a curated record. The coding region runs from base 395 to 1057 and encodes 220 amino acids. Lineage: Eukaryota; Metazoa; Chordata; Mammalia; Artiodactyla; Delphinidae.